AUGACCGUCACAUACGAUACACCCACCCGGGGGUCACAUACCUCCAUGGCAACCCUCGAGGACCGCUUCGAAGUCAUUAAGGAGAUUGGUGAUGGAAGCUUCGGUAGUGUUGCCGUCGCACGCGUACGGACCGCCGGUGCUCAUAUCGCUCGCAGAGGCACUAUGGUUGCAAUCAAAACGAUGAAGAAGACAUUUGAUUCCUUGGGUCCAUGUCUAGACCUGCGAGAGGUCAUCUUCCUCCGAACAUUACCCAUUCACCCCCACCUCGUCCCUGCCCUCGACAUCUUCCUCGACCCCCUCUCCCGAAAGCUUCACAUCUGCAUGGAAUACAUGGAUGGCAACUUGUAUCAGUUGAUGAAGGCCCGUGACCACAAAUACUUUGAAGGCAAGCACGUCAAGAGUAUCCUUUACCAGAUCUUGUCCGGUCUAGACCACAUCCACGCACACCACUUCUUCCACCGCGAUAUUAAGCCCGAGAACAUUCUCGUGUCAACCUCCGCCCCCAAUGAUUCCGCUUUCAGCCGCUACUCUAACCUCGUCACUCCUCCCUCCACCCCUCCUGUCUACACUGUGAAGAUCGCCGACUUUGGUCUUGCUCGUGAGACUCACUCCAAACAACCAUACACUACAUAUGUCUCCACGCGCUGGUACCGCGCACCUGAAGUGCUUCUACGAGCAGGAGAGUACUCGGCCCCAGUCGACAUGUGGGCAAUGGGCGCCAUGGCAGUUGAGAUUGCCACGUUAAAGCCCCUGUUCCCGGGAGGCAACGAGGUCGACCAAGUUUGGCGUGUGUGUGAGAUCAUGGGUAGCCCAGGCAACUGGUACAGCAAGUCGGGCGCCAAGAUUGGUGGUGGUGAAUGGCGUGAAGGAUCGCGCCUGGCUCACAAGCUCGGUUUCACGUUCCCCAAAAUGGCACCACACGCGAUGGAAUCUGUGCUUCAGCCCCCGAUGUGGCCCGCGGCAUUUAGCGAGUUUGUCACAUGGUGUCUCAUGUGGGACCCUAAGAACCGCCCAACGUCUACCCAGGCGCUUAACCACGAGUACUUCGCCGAUGCGGUUGAUCCGGUGCGGCCCAAGUCCUCCACCUCGUCGAGACUGCUGGGCCGCAAGCAGUCCGAGAAGAGCUUCAGGUCACCAACUCUUACCCCUGGUGACUCUCCUACAUUGUCGUCUAAGCCUUCAUGGUUCCGGAGAUCAUUGAUCGUUCGGUCAGACAGCCCUGUACCUACUGCAGAGGACAGCCCUGCCCGGCCAGCAGCUGUUACUCAAGUCACUGUGCCUGAGAUCCAGCCUGUCAAGCCGCGUCCCGCGAACACCAAGCGGGCUACCUGGGCAAACGGUGCACCGAUGCCAAUCCUCCCUUCUAUCCGCCCUGUCUCCCCUCUCUCCAACUCCGUUACAGCCCAGGCGAACGCUACUAUGGCGCAUAGCGAGGCUUCCAAGUCCUCCGACACAUCAGCUAGCUCAAAGAUCGGCCGGCAAUUGUCCCUCAACUCCCAUGGGAAUCACUACUCGGACCAGAACCGUCAAGAGGCUGAAAGGAUGCUCAACGGUUCCGGGACUAACACUCCAACCACAAAGGAGAGUUUCUUCUCGCAUCUGCGCAAGCGCGCCCGCAGAUUGUCUGGACGAAACCAAGCAGCGCCAGCUGAUGACGUCGAGGCUAACGCAGGUUGCAUCCCUUGGUCGAACCGUUCCUCAGUGGCUCUGGAUGGGCCUACUAGUGAACCAAAGCAAGGUUCCGACCUGAACGAGCUGGACAAGGCUCUUCAAUCUGUCAAGUACGCAUUGGACUCGUCCACACUGAGCAAUGUCCCGGUGCACUUGAACAAUUCCGCAGACGGCCACACCAAGCGUCAGUCAAUGCCUCAGGCCACCGGCAACAACGCUGCCCCUAUCUCUAGCAGGACUCGCCGUGCCAUGCAGAUGUCUACCCACCCGGUUCACCGGUACGAGACUCCUGAAGAGGAAGAUGAAUUGCUUGAUGAGGUGUUGCACUCUGCCAGCAAGGCGGCUAGACGCCUGGCUCUGACUCAGUCAAUGGCUGCCGACUCGCACAGUGGUGUUCACCGGCAACCAGACAACUCGCGUACACUGCAAAACCCCUAUCCUACACCGUCACCCACGGCAAAGGACAGUGCUACGUUUGGUCAACACUCGACACCUAGCAAGUUGAACAUUCACAAGAUUGAUCCCGCUGCCACAAACCGCCAUUGGCCCACCCCCCCUUACGAGGAGGCCGAGUAUCACAACAAGAAAUCCGACUACUUCGCCCGGGGAUCCAACUACAUCUAA
This is a messenger RNA of Penicillium samsonianum, 2295 nucleotides long. Its product is annotated as serine/threonine-protein kinase. Gene Ontology annotation, cellular component: nucleus; cytoplasm. The transcript is spliced from 2 exons. The record is from RefSeq and is a predicted model, not a curated record. Bases 1 to 2295 code for a protein of 764 amino acids. Gene Ontology annotation, molecular function: protein serine/threonine kinase activity; ATP binding. Lineage: Eukaryota; Fungi; Ascomycota; Eurotiomycetes; Eurotiales; Aspergillaceae. Gene Ontology annotation, biological process: intracellular signal transduction; protein phosphorylation.